Cryphonectria parasitica EP155 is the source of this 1896-nucleotide messenger RNA. RefSeq lists its product as uncharacterized. Gene Ontology annotation, cellular component: mitotic spindle; DASH complex; mitotic spindle pole body. Gene Ontology annotation, biological process: attachment of spindle microtubules to kinetochore. The record is from RefSeq and is a predicted model, not a curated record. NCBI's taxonomy places the organism in Eukaryota, Fungi, Ascomycota, Sordariomycetes, Diaporthales, Cryphonectriaceae. Bases 1 to 1290 code for a protein of 429 amino acids. The transcript is spliced from 4 exons.
AUGUCUCGGCCAGGCUCUUCAAUGUCAAGACAGCUGACGCUUACCGAGGAGCUUGAGAGGCUCGAGCAGUCCAUCACCCUCACGCUGCAAGAAAUCGAUUCCAACUUUAGCCGAGCGCACCGUAUCGUCACAACGAGCAUCCUGCCGCUAGUUGAGCAAUAUGGAGAGCACUCUAAGGCUGUGUGGGAAGCCUCCAAGUUCUGGAAGCAAUUCUUCGAGGCAUCAGCGAAUGUGUCACUGUCAGGAUACGAGGAGCUAGCGGCGGACGGGGAGGAUACGACUGCGAACGAAGAAGAAACGACCGAGCAUGAUGAGACCACCGAAGAUUACACGCCCCGUCGCGAGGCAGACGAUCACUCCAUCACCGCCGACGAGACGGCUUCCUACCACGAACAGGACGAGUCCCUUUUGGACGACGGAACCGGCGAUCUUGCUGGCAGCACGCCGCGCGCAGCUCCACCCAAGAAAUCUCGACCACACUUCGCCAAGUUGGGCUCGCCCUACGAACAGCUGAAGAGGGAGCUGAAGGGCGACGGCGACGGCGGCGGCGACCAGGCAUCUGGAGGAGACGACUCGGACUCUGACAUCGUGCCUCACCAACACACCACCCGGCUGCCAGACAUGUCGAUGACGCCUCGAUCGUCGCUGGGCGGGGCGGACCUUACCGAGGACGACGUCUUCUCAACAGCGCGCAAGAACAAGGAUCCUCUCCUCCACCGACUCCUGGAUAAGAACUACCGCAUCCAGGCGACGCCGCACAAGCCCACUGGCGUUUCCCCAAUCAAGUGGAAGGUCACGGAGAAGCCGCAGGACAAGGGCAAGCUACCCGCCUGGCAGGAGGACUCGCCCAUGUCUUCGCCCGAAAUGGCCAUCCCGACACUCCGCAGCGCGGCGUUCAUGUCGCCUGUCAAGUUCCCUGCUGGCGGUCGGCCUGCUGGACGUGUUCCUGCUUCGAGCGGCCCGCGCACGCCUGGGGUGAGCGUGCAGACGCCUGCGACGGCGAGGAAGACCAAGGAUGUAUACGCGGACAAGAGCCAGGAGCGGGGUAGGCAGAGAGAUGAGGUUUCUUGGGACAGCGAUGAGGACGAUGUGUAUGGUGGUAUGAGCCCACCUAAGACAAUCCAGUUUGCCCUGCCGCCUUCGAAGCUUCUGCAGACUCCUGCACGGGAGGCGAGCAAGCGAAUCGUCGACGACAUCCUUCUCACGGCUGGUAUGGAACCGGAGGAGUCCUCCGAGUAUAGUCCCACUAUUGUGAAGAUGAACGCCAAUAUUUCGGAUGACACAUUUUAGAUGAUGUUGUCUAGCCUUUGAACAAUAUUAUCAUUAUGGCUUGUCCUCUUGCGCAACAUAUACAUCUCUCGGGAAUAGAACUGUCAACAGCCCUGGACCCGCGUAUCUAUUGUUGUAUUCUCUCACUCUAUUCAUGCGCACAGAUGUUGUUGGACGUCCGAGACAAGACCACGAAGACUACGGCAACAAGAUUCCCAGGGAACACAUUGCUUCGUGCAGCUGGGUUGCAUGUAGAUACUGAGGCAAACCGGCAAGCUCGGGGCCGAGAUCGUAAAAGUACCGGGCCAACUAUUGCCACACUGGAGGAGGGUUAUUUGAUUCAUCAGCAUUCGAAGGCGGUCGGUGACGUGGACUAAGAGUGUAACAUGCAUCCCUUGGGCAGCGAAAGAGGAUGAGCGGUCUGUUUUCCUGGGCCUUGCCUGCCUGCUUACUCCCCCUCCCCCAAAGAAAGUCGGGGAUCAGAGCCCUCCGGAGGAAGGUGAGACACAUGGUGCAUGUCAAGCCAUCCCUAAAAGAGGCAGGGCAGAACGUUCACCGGGAAACACAUCGAGAAUGUGAUCGAGGUCAUCUGAACAAUAUCAAGUGACCUCUUGGGGCAGUAUUCUC